Molecule: messenger RNA, 4152 nt
Organism: Panthera uncia (snow leopard)
Lineage: Eukaryota; Metazoa; Chordata; Mammalia; Carnivora; Felidae
Product: translation initiation factor IF-2-like
Exons: 3
Coding region: 1-1101 (366 amino acids)
Source: RefSeq, a predicted model, not a curated record
AUGGAGAUUUACCUCUGGAAGAGAACAAGAUCUCCAGAACUACCCGGUUUGCCCGAGCUCCCGGCGCGCCGCACGCUCGGGGAGCCGCGCGGGGCGCGCAGCCCCAGGCCAGCCGAGCGCCGGGCCGGCUGCUGCGGGCGGGGAGGGAGCGCGGGGCGGGAGCUGAUUGACGGGGCGCGCGGUCAGGUGACCCGGGGCGCCACGUUCCCGGAGCCCAGCCCGCGGUGGCCGCCUGGGCCGGGCCGGGGCCGAACCGGAGCCGAGAGGGGCGGCUCUCUCGGAACAAAGUUGCUGGGCCUGCGGCGGCGGGGGCCGGCGGCCGAGGGCCGAGGGCCGGGGGGAGCGGGAGCGCUCGGCCGCCUCCUCCCGGGGAGGGCCGGCCCCGGGGUGCCCUGCCGCGAGCCCGUUUCCCGGGGGGACGGCGGCGCGCCCCCUCCCUCUUCUGCCUCCUGCGCCGCUCUCCAACAAAGGGGCAGGCCGGCGGCGGCGGGGGAGGAGGCGGAGGAGGAGCCGCCGGAGCGAGCCGCUCGCGCACAAAGUUGUGGAGUCGCCUUUCCUCGGAGGAGGGGAGCGGGCAGCCGCAGCCGGCCGCGAGCUUUCUCCCGAAGCCGCUUGGAGCACCGCGGGGAGCGGUGCCUCCUUUCUCCCGGGUCGUUUCUGCAGACGGAAAACUCUCUAGUGUUUGGCCAACUUGGUGCCGGCGCGCCGGUUCCAGAUUUGCGCUUGGACUGUUUUGUUUUUGUUUUUGGCGGAACUACCGGGCAGGAAGAUUGCACAAGUUGGGGGCGUUUUCAAUCGGGUGUCAAAAAAAAAAUUUUUUUUUUUUUUUCCUUUCGGAUUUGUCUGGUCCUUCACAUUUCCUUUUUAAAGCACGUUGCUCCACGGAACUCACGCUCGCACACUCCCCAGCGAUCAUUGAGGACCCAAACACGCCCAGAGGAGCGCGGCCCGCUCGGGACGCGGCGGCGGCGGCGGCGGCGGCUGGCGGGCAGGCGGCGCGGGCCUGCGGGUCCUGGAGCAGGUAUUGAUGUCGAGCUGGACCAUUAUAGAAAGCUGGAAGUCUUAAAAAGAGGAUUUAAUACAGUCUUUGGAUUAAAUUGAAACUCUGCAAAGAUGGCCAAGUAUGGAGAACAUGAGGCCAGGCCUGAUGAUGGGCAGAAUGAAUUCAGUGACAUCAUUAAGUCCAGAUCUGGUAGGUAACGGAAGCUUAAGAAAAUGAUGGAUUAUUAUGAAUAAAUUACUUUAGAAGACAUGGGCUUUUUUUUGGCUUGUUUUUGCAUUGUUCUUGUGAGACAAACUUCUUUUGAGCAACACAGUUCUGAUAAGUGACUAUUGUAAAAAGUAAUGAAUGGGUCUCUGAGUGUCCUGUCUUAAUUGCCAACUCAUUUUGGUCUUAUUGUAUGCUUAUGGACACUGUUUGGUGAAAUGCCUUCUGCCUCCUGUAGUUGAAUGCUUUUCCUUGAUGAGACCACCACUUUCCACACAGACACACAGCUGAGCAGUUUUUUCUUGUUGUUCGAAGUUUUAUGAAGUUGAAUGGAUUACGUGCUUAAAGUACAAAGUAGCACAGUUUCUGGUAAGGUGGUUCUUCCUGAGUCUUGCUUCCAUUACUGUAUAUCCUUACAUCACCAUGUCUUUUUGGUGGCCAGGGUCAGGCCAACAGAUAUCUACCUUUGCUUUCCUUUUUGAAACUUUUUAUGAGUCUUCUGAAGGUACACUUUUCACAUGGGUAACCUAAGUCAGAUUGAUGGUUUUCAUGUGACAUUUAGAUUGGGGACUGAAGGGUACCACUCUCUUCCUCGUUUUUAUAUAUAUAUAAUUGAGUGAUUUUUGACUCUGGCUGUACAAAUGAACAACUGGGGAGGCUUUAAAAAAUGCAGAUGCACUGGCUCCCCUCCAGACCUGUUGAAUAAAAAAUUUCUGCAUUUUUAAAAAUCUUCAAAUAUGAUUCUGAGACGGGCUCUAAGGGGAGAUAUUUUUGAGUAGACAGGGACUUUCUGACUUUUGAAAAUUACACAGAACUCCACCCUGGGUGUGAACACUAUACUUAAGUAACUUUGAGAGUUACUUUGAGGUAUAAAAUUACUUCCAGUGUAACUUGAAAAACAAAAAAAGGAACCUAAUCCCUGUUUUUGCUGUGUGAACCAUCUUUAUACUAUGUUAGGAUCCUGUUUCUUAAUUAUUUGAAAUUGCAAAAAUACGUACUGAAAAUAAUCUGUAAAUUAAUAGAGACAUACAUUUAAGAUACAUAUUUCCCUCCAUGAUACUGGUGUCGGUUAAUUGGUAAAGGUUGUGGUUGUUAUAGUCUUGGCUCUAAAUAUGUAGCUACUGUUGUGUAACUUUAAGGAUCUCUUGGAGGUACAGCUUAAUAUCCUGUGUUAAAGUACACUCUUAGGAUGUUUUAUUUCUCUAAAUUUCUUUUUGUUUAAGUGUUUUCGUAGUGUGAAGUACUAUGUAGAUAAAAGAGAUUAUGAAUAUCUUCUUAAGAGCACAGAAUGUAAAUCCAGAAAUAUGUAAAUGUAACAAAGAGGAAAAGAAAAGACACAACUUAACAUAUCCAUGUUUGUCAUGGUCUAUAAGUUGCGAGGAGGCAUAUUCUUGGAUAGUUUUCUGAGUCAAUGUCCAUUACAGUAAGACCUUUGAUAUUGAUAACUAGCCAUGUCCAUAGAAAAGUAAUUAUAUAAGUUUAAAAAUAUUGAGUAUAUCUGAUGAAUACACAUAACUCUUCUUUAAAUUAAAUAUUAUCAUUUAAAAAGACUGCCAGUUUUCUUACAUUAUUGGGGGACAGUUGGGCAGAAAUUCUCAUGUUUUUACCAUAUACAUACCAUUGGCUCAGUAACUCUAUUUUUAGAGUUUUCCCCGAGGGAAUACACAGACAUGUACAAGCAAGAAUUUGAUCAUAGCAUUUUUAUAAUAGAAAAACAUUGGACACACCAUAAAAACUCAGUACUGAGGAUUGGUUAAGUCAUAAUUUCCCAAAGUAUUUGUGAAGGAGUACGAGUUCUGAUGUAUACUUCAAAAACCAAUGUCAUGGGCCAAUAACUUUAGGAAAUAAGUGGUUAACCUGCUUUGUUCCUUUAGUGUAGGGCAUCGGAACAGAUCAUGUAGAAUCUCAGUGGAGCUAAUUAAAAUAGGGUAUAUACAUAAAGUAGAACGUUGUACAUUUACAAAAAUGUUAUGGAUGUGUAUAAAAUACAUUCAUGGUAUUGUUAAGUAAAAAGUGUAAUAUGAAGUCCUAUAUGUGGGAAAUACUUAUUUCAAGAAGAUUUAGCAGAGCGUAUGUUCUUCUUGGUACUGUGGCAUUAUCAUUUUUCUCUUUUUUGCUCAUCUGUAUUUUCUAAAGUUCUUUAAUGAGUCUGUAUUAUGUAGUUCUUACAUUUUUAAAGACUCUCAAAUUGCUUAGAGUGUUUUAAUGCCACAGCUAUGACUGUUACUUUGGUGGCACCUACUUCACAACACAUUGAAAAGUUAGCUGUUGCAUAGCUGAGAUAUGAAUCACAUUCUUUUGGCUGGGUUAUGUUGCAAAAGUCCGUAGAUAAAUUUGGAUUUGAAUGGGCCUGUAUUAGUCCCAAUCUUGCUUUCUGGAAGGCACUUUUUUGAUUCUUUUAAGGUAAAUAUUAGUAUACGGUGGUCAGGUCUCAUAGUACUCUAAAAUUUAUGUAUUGAAAAGGGAUUUUUAGUUCAUUUUAUGUCAAAGGAAUCAUCUACAUAUAAUGCAUAUUUUUAAAGAUCUUCCUUGGAUGUGUUCUAUCCUGAAUUUUUGACCUUUUCAGUAUUUUAAAGGAAAAUGCAAAACUAUGUACUGAAAAUAAUUUGUAAAUUAACAGAGGUACACAUUUAAGAUACAUAUUUUUCUCCAUGGGAAUUUUAUUUUUUUGGGAAAUAAAAUAUAGCGAAUUUUCUUACAGGAAAAUUUCAAUACUAAUCUGUUCCUCUAUAUUUCUUCCUUUUGGGGGACUGGAUUUGGGGGAGGGGUAGAGAUUGGGUGGGGAAAAAAUUGCUAUUGAGAGUAUAUUGAUCACUUAAAUCUGGGUUUAUGAAGAUUCUUCUCUUUCUUCCCUGAAUCCUUGGGUUUGGGCAGCGUGAAAGCCUGGCAUAAUAGAAAUAUUUGUGCAUUUAAGUUACUAGAAUUAUUUCAGAAAUUUUUUUUUU